AAUAGAAUGGUCGAAGAAUAUAUAAUAGAAUGGUUGAAGAAAUCCUCGAUCAGACUGUUGUAUUUUUUAUUAAAUUACUGACUGAGCUGAUUCUCGAUAUCAACUGAAGAAUCAAUAAAACACACUUUUACAAUUUGGAUUUCCAAACUUCUGGUAAAGCUGCAGAUAAGAUUUCUGCCGUAUUCAUAGUUUUAAUACGUUCGGAGAAAGGCCUACCACGUCACUUGAUUUGGCAAUAAUCCAUUUGAGAUAUUGAAGUUGAAUCUACGAGACGUUAUUAUGGCAGCUCAGGUACACGAAUUUAAUGUCGAAAUGACGUGUGAGGGAUGUUCGACGGCUGUGCAAAAUGUACUCAAGAAAAAAGCAGGUAUUGAUGACAUCAAGAUUGAUUUACCAGAGAAGAAGGUAUUCGUGACCACUGCGCUCAAUUCGAAUGAGAUUUUAGAAACGCUCAAGAAAACAGGAAAAACUUGCCAGUUUUUACAAACUCAUUAAGGAAAUUAAUAAGUGGAUGAUUAUGUAACAUGAUUAUAAAGGGGCUGCUAAAUGUCAGGCAUACAUUAUAAUAAUUCUUAUAAUAUUUU
Messenger RNA from Trachymyrmex septentrionalis, 584 nucleotides. It is a transcript of the gene Atox1, whose product is annotated as copper transport protein ATOX1. The coding region runs from base 280 to 495 and encodes 71 amino acids. The transcript is spliced from 4 exons. Lineage: Eukaryota; Metazoa; Arthropoda; Insecta; Hymenoptera; Formicidae. Gene Ontology annotation, molecular function: copper chaperone activity; metal ion binding. Gene Ontology annotation, biological process: copper ion transport. The record is from RefSeq and is a predicted model, not a curated record. Gene Ontology annotation, cellular component: cytosol.